Molecule: messenger RNA, 3688 nt
Organism: Ilyonectria robusta
Lineage: Eukaryota; Fungi; Ascomycota; Sordariomycetes; Hypocreales; Nectriaceae
Exons: 4
Coding region: 380-3688 (1102 amino acids)
Source: RefSeq, a predicted model, not a curated record
UUCCAGAAAGAACCCCUGUCCGGAAGCUAGGGGCAGACUGGGAUUGUUAAAGAGAGAGCAUUCGCUUGCUGUUUGAUGAUCGAUUCUGUCGUCAUGACAUGUGAAUGCUGCUAGACGGUCAUCAGCCUACGUAGACUUCCAUCACUCAUGCGCAUACUCGGACCGUCUUUUUAGUCUCUGAGCAGAGAUAGCGAUCGAGACGGAGGGUCCGAUAGGCAGCAGAUAUGGGAAUGGAGACUGGAGGCUUCGUUAAAGGCUUGGCUGGGGUGCGGAUGUCCAGAACGAGCGAGGCGCAUCCCACCACAUUCCACAGAUAGGCGGCCACAUGGCAAUCAAUAAUGACUGAUUGAGUGAUGGUGGCUGACAAAUUGUUGGGCACAUGUAUGUGUCUGUCUCUGGCGGACUGUCUCUGGUGGACUGGAGUGGACUGGACUGGGCUGGAUUUAGACGAGUUUCAUUCUGGUUGCACUGCGUUGUGCAGACUGGUGCCAACAAAGAAAACGCCCGAGCGAAUGCACGUGUGAUAUGUGUGUCAGUUGUGGAUGUGGUGGAUGUUAUGGAUGCUGUGUAUGUCGUGUCUGAGGUGUGUCCCGCGCUGACGGUGGAUGUGGGUGUGUGCCUGAGCGUCGGGAGUCGUGACAAGGGGCCGCGAGCGGAAUACUCACCACAGUUGUCCAAUCAUUCGGGAGUCGCGUGUAUUGUCCUUCUCAUUGUCGUCAUCGAAACCGCCGCCGUCGCUCGAGGGCCCCAUCUGUCCGGUUCCCCUAGGCCCGGCACCUUGUGGCCUAAUGGCCGCCCAAGCCGUCCGCCUGGGCUAGCAGUCGGUUUGGCUUGGGCCAGCAGUUUUGACCCGGGACAGGCACGGCGCAGAGGGCAAGACAAGACGGCACCUCCUAAGACACAUGGACGGAGCCUCGAACAUGGCACAUCCCAAGGGCAAUCUCAAGGCAAUGUCAAGAGGCACGCAGAUGGCUGCGGAUCCGAGCGUGUUCCAGCAACCACGUACCAGUGCUCAGCCAGUCGGGGCGUGUCGGGUGGCGGUACGGCUGGUUGCCGACCUGAGCUGGCAAGCUGGGCUCUCCACACUUUUUUUCACGGCACGCGCACCGACGAGCCCACCGCUGCCAAUACCGCCAUUACAUACGCCGUUCGCCGCAUGCCGUAUGCCGCUACAAGAGCCUCGGGCAGCCGUUUAGUCCGCCUCAUCGCGAGGUCCCAAGGCUCCGUCACCGUCUUUCCUUUAUUCUGCCGUGCCUCCAUCACUCUCUUGCCGCCUGUCCGCCCCCCCGAAACCGCGCUGCCGCUGUGCCCUACAUUCAUCCAUCCUCCAUCCCUCCCUCGCUCCCUCCAGUUCAACCUCCUCUUCGACCUCGACCUCCCUUCAACCUCGACUUCCCCUUCGAAACUCGCCCUCGCACGCCGUUAUCAGCUUCAAGAACGUUCUCAGCCUCCGUCUUUCCCAACCGCGAAAUCUCCAUCUAAUCGACUUCCGCGACACCCGCUGCACCUUCGGCAUUCGGAUCGACCUCCAGAUCGACGGCUCUUUCCCAACUCCUCGACAACAACUGCGACGGCUACGACUGCUCCGACUGCUACGACAACUACGACCCGUUCGCACCUCCAUGUCGCUCCAAUAAUCUUCACCCUACAACUCCCCUACAACGCCCUGAUCCUCUCUCCGUCCGCUCUGGACGGAAUCAUGGCAGUCAGUGUCUCCUCUGAAGCCUUCCUGCCCUCGGGCGCCUUCUACAGCAACAUGGCUCUUCCCAUCAAUCCUCACUUCCCUUAUCCCAGCGACUCGUCAAUCGCGACGCCGUCCUCCUCCUUCCCUCCAGCCGCCAGCCAUCACCAACUACCUCCUUACUUUAACCAUCACCAAAGUCACCAGAAUUACCCGACCCAACACCAGUCCGAUCGUGGCCGCCUCCCGCCCGCCAGUUCCUUUCCGCUCCAGCCUGCAGACGCCCAUCCGCUCUCCCUCUCAUCCUUGCGUGCUGCCCAGGCUGCUACCGCGAACCAUUCACCAAACCAUCUCCAUGCUGAUGCUUCGAGUAACCUUCGCGCCGCCAGCAUCUCCCCAUCUCAACCCGUCCCCUUACCCAUCCCCGACCGUGGAUUCCCGCCUUCAUCCGCGGCCCCUCUAUCGAGCGUCCCUCAAUAUCUAGCUGGAGCUUCCCUCUCAAGAUCCGUCUCUGCCGACGCCGCUCCGUCCACUCAGCAAACCUCACUAUACAUGGUCCAGCGCCUCGUCCAACAAAAUACGCUUAUUCGUGAAGCCUGGGAAGCGGAGCGCAACCAUCUUGAGACGAACCGCCGCCGUGCUGAGGAGGUCUACCAGGAGGAGCGCGCCAUCAUGGAUGACGUUCGUGAGAGCUGGGACUCGGAAAAGACUAUAAUGAUACGCGAGAUCGAGUCGCUCAAGGAACGCCUUUACCGCCUCGAAGGCGAAAACUCGACCCUCAAAGCCGUUACUGCUCAGAGCAUCCAAAUGUCACCCAUGGGAAGCCAACGGGCAGGCAGUGGCGAUGGUUCUAUCGAGAGUUCGUACUUCUCUGCACCUCCAGGCCACCUGACGUCACGAUCCCCGAACGCAACAAUGCCGACGAGUUUUUCCAUGAUUGACGCUACUUCUUUGCCGCCUGGCCUCGAUGGUGCAUCUCGCCGACCUCACUUCCGCACAUCCGCAAGUGCUCGCGUGUCUCCCACCACACUGUGCCACUCAACAUCCUUCGGACCAAUGGAUCCUCGAAUGCAGCCUGAAAACUCCAUCGCCAAGGACUUCCUCUCGUCCCCAUCCGACGACUCCGAGACACCAAUCCCCAUCAUCGACGUUCAGGAAAUCGAUCCCAACUUGGAAGGAAUCCCCAUCAAGGCGACGGCGGUCCAGCGAUCCACCUUUGCCCUCGGUGGAUCUCCUCCCGAAAAUCCAGCAUCCCCAGCCACCUCUCCUCCUCCCGCCAAUGCUGCCCAGUACACAGAACAAAGCCGGAGGCUUUCAGGUUUGCGCGGGUCAUCCAAGGAGUACACGCUGCAGGUCCUCAAUGCCGUAGAAUCCCGGCGGCUAACAAUCCAUGCCGGCCACACCCCCAACCACUCUCUCUCCCUCUUCCCCACUGUCACCGGUACUGAGACGAAUUCCAUCGCUGGCGUGAGCGAGGGUGCCACUCCAACUGUCGAGAUGACCGCAGACAUCCCAAUCCAUCACAGGGAAUCGGACGAUGAUGAUGAGGACACCCCCACCCGUCAACCCGGCCAAGAGGAUCCUUCGGCAAAUGACAAUCCAGACCACCCUGAGCCCAUGAUGGAUCCCGAGGAAGACAAGCCACUCAAGGGACCUCUAAUGAUCAAAAACAUACCUGCACAGGACGAGAUAUUCUGGGAGGCAGUCAACAAGAAGCUCACGCCCAUCAGCCAGGGCGAAAACGCCCUCCCAGCCGUUAUGCAGUCUUCGCCGGACGACAUGGAGUCAAUCGCCGACACUGAGACCAUGUAUACUCUGGACCAGAGGCCUAGAGGGUCCACCGACCCAGUUGGUGGAGACGGAUCCCACGAUGCUCAUGCGGACGCCGAUGAUGACACCUGCGAGUUUGGUGACCGCAAAAACAUCGAGGUUGACAUCCCCUUGAAGUUCAAGGCGACGUCCAAUUUCGGUGCUCCAUUUGGCGCAACAAAAUUCGGUACAGUGUAG